AUUGGUCAAUAAUGAUUAGUUUGAUUGACAGGUCGGAUCGAUGUAUUCAAUAAAGUGUACCUGUAUGUUUAAAAAUGUUUUAAGACACUAAGCAGAAAUUGUUUGUUUUAUAUUUCAGUAUGUUAUAGAUAGAGUAUGUUAUAGAUGGAGAUUGAAGACGCCUUUCCGCUUCCAUUCACUCUCAUCGGUGCAGUGGUUGCCAUAGUUUCCGGUCUGAUAUGUCUGACCAUGUUGAAGUGGCGGGAAAUUAAUAAAUGGCGCUUAAAGACCGCUGUUGCUUUCGCGUAUGGGCAAAGAGCAAAGCGGAAAUUAAAGACAUUAGUCAAUGCAAUCAAAAGGAAUGCUGCGAUUGACAAUGUUCAUCGCCAUAUUGAAAAUUUAUCCCAAACAUGUGACCGGGACGUUCAGACAGAUCCAGGAAAUGAAGACCUGGGUCUGGAGAGAAGGGCUUCCAUGAUGAUAGAGGCUAUCGAGAGCGAAGGUGAUAUUCAGGUACGUCUGGUGCCCUGUCUUACAAAAUACACUCUGAUCCACCACGGCGAUUGGUGA
Mya arenaria is the source of this 549-nucleotide messenger RNA. RefSeq lists its product as uncharacterized. Bases 145 to 549 code for a protein of 134 amino acids. The transcript has 8 exons. The record is from RefSeq and is a predicted model, not a curated record. Lineage: Eukaryota; Metazoa; Mollusca; Bivalvia; Myida; Myidae.